CUUAGGGGAAAAGAAGAUGGCGCUGCCCGCGUAGUAGCAAAACUAAUCGAAUUUUGUGUUUAGUCACAUGAAGAUAGAAAAACAAAAACGGGAUUUCUUCUCGUAUGAAAGUUCGCUAAUCAACGCAACGUAACGUAACGUUGGAGGAGAAUAAAGAACAAACGAUGCCUGCCUUCCGGCAAGUCGGGGAGAAGCAGCUCCCCAACCCCGUGCUGUGUAUGGCAUGGUCGCCCAAAAGAGAUCUCAUCGCUCUGGCCAGUACAACCGGAGAAUUGCUGCUGCACCGCUUGUCCGGUUUCCAGCGGGUUUGGAGCUUAGCGCCCAGCGAGCACAUCGGGAAGGAGAUCACCGCUCUUGCCUGGAGACCCGACGGCAAAAUUCUGGCCUUCAGCCUGGGAGACAUGAAGCAGGUGGUGUUGUGCGGCGUGGAGAAGGCGGAGAUCCUGCACGUGUUCCACAUGCAGAACCCCGUCAGCUGCAUGCACUGGAUGGAGGUGACGGAAGAAAGCAGUGCCCUCGGAUCGUUUUAUCAGUCGGAGGAUGAAUCCAAAUUGUUCCUACCCAAAUUAGCGUCCCUCCCCAAGAACUACAGCACAACAUCGAAGCUCUUCAGUGAGGAGAAGUCUGACGAGAUCAUGAACCUCCUUGGAGAAGUCAGGUUGAACAUACUCGUCCUGGGAGGAGACGCCGGCCAUGUGGAGCUUUACGCCUACGGGAUGUACAAGAUUGCAACGUUAGCCCGAGUUUCCGGAAGCUGUCGCACACUGAGUCUGGCCAGUGACCUCAAGUCUCUGGCCGUCAUCACCGAGGUGAAGUCUGCUGAGGACCACGCAGAGAUUUGCUUUGUGCAGCUGGACACGGGCCUGCUGUCCGAGUGCCUGGCCGAGCUGACCAGGAUGGCGCGCAAGUUCACCCACAUCUCCACGCUGCUGCAGUACCUGCAUCUGUCGCUCACGUGCAUGUGCGAGGCCUGGGAGGAAAUCCUCAUGCAGAUGGACCUCCGCCUCACCAAGUUUGUGCAGGAAAAGAACACCAGCACACAAGUCCAGGACGAGUUCCUAGAACUUCUUUUGUGGGGACAGUCGAGGUGAGGACGCUUAACUUUUUUUCUCCCGCUUCCAUCGCAGGGCCUGAAGAAGCUCGGCCAGACCAUCGAGUCGUCUUACUCCAGCAUCCAGAAGCUGGUGAUUAGCCACCUUCAGAGUGGUUCCGAAGCGCUGCUCUACCACCUGAGCGAGGUCAAGGGCAUGUCCCUGUGGAAGAAGAAGUUCGAGCCCCUCGGCCUGGAUUCGGCCGCCAUCGACGGGGCCAUCACGGCCGUGGGCUCCUUUUCCUUAAAGACCAGCGAACUCCUGCAGGUGAUCGACAAGAGCAUGAAGAACUUUAAAGCCUUUUUCCGCUGGCUGUAUGUCGCGAUGCUAAGAAUGUGCGAUGAGCACGUCCCUCCAGAGCUCAACAAGAUGACGCAGAAGGACAUCGCCUUUGUCGCCGAUUUCCUCUCGGAGCAUUUCAGCGAGAACGAGCAGCUGUUUGAUCGGAAAGGGAAGUACUUCAACAUCGAGCGGGUCGGUCAGUACUUGAAGGAUGAGGACGAGGACCUCGUAUCUCCACCCAGCAGCAAUGGGAACCAGUGGCUCAAGUUUUUACAGGACAGCACGCACCUGAAGGAGAGCCCUCUGCUGUUUCCUUCCUUUCCCCAAAAGUCUUUGCACUUUGUCAAGAGGAUGAUGGAGAACGUGAUCGAGCUGUGUCUGCAGAAACCUGCGGAAGUGAUCGGGAAGUCCGUGAAGCAGGCUGUUUUUCUACCGCUGUACUCGGCGCCACAGCGCUCUGAAAAUACCCCGCGACUUUUUGAGCUUCCAUCCUUGUGGAAUGACAAGAAGGCCAAAAUGCUCUACGUGGUGUUCUGCAUGCCGCACGUUUCGCCCCACAAACUCUACCUGCUACGCAGAGGAAGCGACCCAAGCAGACACAUCCCCAACGGCGUGGCGUCCCUCGACCUCCGCCACCAUCUCGACUCCUCAGACGGCGAGAGCGCGGAACCCCGGCCGCACGACGUCUACAGCUGCCUGGAUGCUCGUUUCUAUAGCGACGAGAUGCUGACGGUGGUCCUCCAGGGAGCGGAAGAAGAAAGCGGGCGCAGUGUCCUGGCACAGCUUCCUCUCUCUUCGACCCUGAACUGUGAGAGUGAAUUCGACUGGAUGCCCAAUAUGAGGUUGGACCAGCAGAGCGCCAGCAUUCCGUGCCAAGGCCUGGUGCUGGGAAAUCAGUGGCGGGAGCUGGAGGGCAUGAAGGCCCAGUUCGUCGCAGUCAACGGCAUCCGAGAAGUAGCCUGCGUGCUGAGCGAAAAUCUGAGGCACCUCCGCGUCUUCGAGAUGGACGUGGAGGAUGAGGACGACGAGGGGACCGAGCAGCAGAACGACGCCGCCGAGCAGGACACGCCGGACGCCACCAUGGCCAGCCAGGGAGACGAGAGCGCCGAGGCCGGACGCAACGAAGCGGGGAAGACCGAAGAGCACUUGGAGUCGGAGGAAACGUCUGAACUGUAGACUCAGAUGCAGAUUAGCUGUUUACUUGGUUUUCUUACUUUUUGUUUACAUGAAAUGGAAAAAUGCAGCUGUUAUUUUCUUAAAGAUAUAAGUGCUUCUGUA
Phyllopteryx taeniolatus (common seadragon) is the source of this 2651-nucleotide messenger RNA. RefSeq names its product anaphase promoting complex subunit 4 (gene anapc4). The record is from RefSeq and is a predicted model, not a curated record. The transcript is spliced from 27 exons. Gene Ontology annotation, biological process: positive regulation of mitotic metaphase/anaphase transition; protein K11-linked ubiquitination; anaphase-promoting complex-dependent catabolic process. Gene Ontology annotation, molecular function: protein binding. Lineage: Eukaryota; Metazoa; Chordata; Actinopteri; Syngnathiformes; Syngnathidae. Gene Ontology annotation, cellular component: anaphase-promoting complex; nuclear periphery.